GUUUUCUUUGAUUUGAACUUGUUAUACCUAUGCUUUGGGAAAUUAGUAAAAACCUUGUAGUGCUUUGUAAAGAUUGUCUUGACGAACCGGUUCUUUUAAACUAUUAUGUAACAGUAUAGUUUUUAGCCAGUGUUCAUAAUAGACCUGCUAUUAACUUUGUAAUUACUUUGCUACUAUAUUAUGUCUGCUGUUGGCAAGCCUCUUCUAUAUUCUUACUGGAGAAGUUCAUGUGCCUGGCGUGUCAGAAUUGCCUUGAAUUUAAAAGAAAUACAAUAUGAUAUCAAGCCUAUUAACUUAGUCAAAGAUGGGGGAGAGCAAAACUCUGAGGAAUUCAAAAAAAUAAAUCCUAUGGGACGAGUUCCAGCUUUACAUAUUGAUGGUCAUACAUUGAUUGAAUCAAUGAAUAUAAUUAACUAUUUAGAGGAAACUAGACCUGAAAGAGCUUUAAUGCCUAAUGAUGUUCUUAAAAGAAGUAAAGUUCGAGAAAUAUGUGAUAUAAUAGUCACAGGAAUACAGCCUUUACAAAACUGGACUCUUUUAUGUGAAUUAGAAGAAGACAAAAGGAAUGAAUGGGCCCAGCGAUGGAUCGAUAAAGGUUUCGAAGCUGUUGAAAAACUUUUAACCCUCUCUUCUGGAAAAUAUUGUGUUGGCAAUGAAAUUACUGUUGCUGACUGCUGUCUGAUACCACAGAUUUAUAAUGCUAGGAGGUAUAAAGUAAAUUUACAGUUAUAUCCAUUAAUUCUGAAAAUCGAAAAAGAACUUGAAAUCAUCCCUGCUUUUCAAGCUGCUCAUCCAUUAAAUCAACCAGAUUGUCCUGAAGAAGCUAAAAAAUGAUGGUUUUGUUAAACAUCCUUGCACACAUUUCUAAUAUAGAUAUAUGUUUAAAUAACAAUCACAAUUUAUUGUUCAUUACUUUUUGUAUUCAAGUUAUUAAAAAUAUAUUCAUGAUUUAUUUUUAUAAUUGAUCAUCAUUUGUGUAUCUAUUUAGAACCUGAAUGACUCUAAACGCAAAUGGCUGAUUAUUAAAUGAAGUGAUCAGUAACCAUAUUAUAUUUAUUACAGAUGUAAUUCAAUCUUCUUUAAAUAUAUUAUUGAUCUAUCUAGAUCUUAAUUUUAAUCAUGAAUAAUGUAAAAUUUGUAACAUAUCUUGAUGAAAAUGCCAAAUUUUACCUGGGAAAAAAAAAUAUAUAUGUUUUAAUUAUUUUCACAAUAAAUGGAACUGGAAGAUGCUGUCGACAACUAUCCAUUCCCAAAUAUUAAAUGAAGGGAUUCUGCAUAAUGUUAAUUCGGUCUCCUCAAUACUGAAAAGUAUUCAAGAGAUGGCGCUUAUGAAGCAACAUUUUAAUUUUUUCUUUCUAUUGUGAAUAUCAUCAUUUAAAUAACCCCACCAGCAAAUAAAGUACAUCUGUCUCCAUCAUAGAAAAAAUGUUAUAUUUCUGUUUUGUGCCAUUGUCAAGUCAAUGAGAUAAAAUGAACACAAAAGAUAUUGUGAUAGCUAUAUUUUUUUUUUAAUAAUGAAAUAUUUAAAUUCCUAAAAAUAAUUUGGAGUAAUAACAGGUAAAGACUAUAAGUGUAUUUAUUAUUUAAUUAUUGAUCCAUAAAUUUAUAUAAAAUAACUAAUCAACAACAUAUUAAGUAACAAUAUCUACAAUAAUUUAUCGAGUCUCUUCUUUUUUCCCAACAAUUUUAAAAUCUAUCACUUUUGGCUGGAUGGUUGUGGCAAUCUAUAUUUUAGCAUUUCAAUUUCAGCUUCAAAAUAAGACAUAUUGUCAUAGCAAAAAUAUUCAGGAUUUUUGUAAUUCGAUGUUUUAGACGCACCAGGACCUACAUCUGUAAAUCAU
This is a messenger RNA of Nezara viridula (southern green stink bug), 1841 nucleotides long. Lineage: Eukaryota; Metazoa; Arthropoda; Insecta; Hemiptera; Pentatomidae. The record is from the annotation of a GenBank genome assembly.